This is a messenger RNA of Terrapene triunguis (Three-toed box turtle), 1145 nucleotides long. It is a transcript of the gene MRPL23, whose product is annotated as mitochondrial ribosomal protein L23. The transcript has 5 exons. The record is from RefSeq and is a predicted model, not a curated record. Bases 596 to 982 code for a protein of 128 amino acids. Gene Ontology annotation, biological process: mitochondrial translation. Gene Ontology annotation, cellular component: mitochondrial large ribosomal subunit; ribosome. Gene Ontology annotation, molecular function: structural constituent of ribosome. Lineage: Eukaryota; Metazoa; Chordata; Testudines; Emydidae.
CAGUUCUCUCGUCAGGGGCACUUUGGUCUUGUUCUCUGCUCUUGCUUUCUCCCUGGACCUGUCAGUUUCUUUUCCUUAUUGUUGUUUCCUUUCCUCCCCUUGUUUUCCCCCUUCUUCCCACAUGCUGGUGCUGUCCCACUAACAUUUCCUCCUUUUCGGAAUCCCGCUUACCGUCUUUUCCUGCUGGCACAUCCCUUUUGCUGUCAUUCCUAAACUGCUUACAACCUUCUGGCUCACAGGUUUGGUCCCUUCCCCUGUUGCAAAGACAUCUCUCAGACGAUGUUGCAUACUGCUUUGGAUGGUAGUGAAGAGUUGAAUCCUGACACUCAUUUAAAGCAAUGUAUCUGGGCUUAUUUGUUCCUUAGAAAUAGCAUAUGGUGCUGAUUAAGGGUAGCCGCCAAGCACAUGAUUUGUUCUUUAUACAUGCUGCCUGUUUUUUAAAACUAAAGUGCAAAAACGUGUAUCUGGCAAAGGAAUAAGCCAGUUUGAAAUAACAUAGUUCUGUGGCUGAGGUUUAUGGUCUUUGCUGUGUGUACACUACCCCCUGUACCAGCUGGGAAACCCCCAGCUGAGGAUUUUCCGACCUAACUUCUUCAUGACACUGGUGAGGCCUGGUGUGUCACAGCCAGAAGACACUGUACAGUUCCGUAUCUCCAUGCAGAUGACGAGAGUGGAUGUUAAGAAUUACCUUGAAAAAAUAUACAACGUGCCAGUGUCUGUUGUGAGGACCAGAAUACAGUAUGGUGCAAACAAUAAAAGGAACCACAAGAACCAGAAAGUGAAGAAGCCAGAUUACAAAGUUGCGUACGUACAGCUGGGUCAGGGACAAACCUUUCAGUUCCCAAACCUAUUUCCAGAGAAAGAAGAAACCCCAGAACCUGGCUCUGUCGAAGACAUCCAGAAGCAAUUUAUGGAGAACGAGAGACAGAGGCAGACAGCUGACCCCAGGCGAGGAGGAGUCACCAACUGGUUUGGACUUUGAUGGAACAAGGCAGCUGCCUCUCCGAUGGAUUUUAAUCAGCGGAACCUGCGUUUUUCUCUCCCUAUGACAUAGGGUUUAUUUUCGAGCAGCCUAUCUGUGCAUAACUACGACAAAAUGGCACAAAAGAGAAAUAAAAAUAAAAAGACAGCAUUUCAGAUCUUUC